AUGUCAUGGAGAAUUGCCCCGGCCAGUUGCUCCAUAACAAGUUCACAACUCCCCAUCAGUCUUCUCGAAGCUCGCUCAGGGUUAUGGAAUUUAUGGAAUAAACUGAAGAUCCAGCAGCUCCGCUUUGAAGACUAUUAUUUCGAAGGCCCGUUGACGCGCGCACCAGAAAUUCUCAUGCGCGAUGAUGAAACAAUAGCUGGAGAUAGCCGUCUAAAACUGGAGCAGAAGCCUGCGCGUUUCGCGGGCGUGGCGGUGGGGAAAUCGUUUCCACCCUCUUCUGUCGAAUGGCACGAAGUUACCACGUAG
This is a messenger RNA of Histoplasma capsulatum G186AR, 306 nucleotides long. RefSeq lists its product as uncharacterized. The record is from RefSeq and is a predicted model, not a curated record. Bases 1 to 306 code for a protein of 101 amino acids. The transcript is spliced from 3 exons. Lineage: Eukaryota; Fungi; Ascomycota; Eurotiomycetes; Onygenales; Ajellomycetaceae.